UUAUCUCAUUUUGCCCUAAUUACCUACAUUUUCCCUCCAUUUUCCAAUCUUUCCUACCAAAUCCCCAAACCAGUUGCAGAAAUCAGAAGGAAUGGAAGAAGACAGACAAGAGCGUCAAAAGGAAACGCAAAAGAGCUCAAUUGUAAUCGAAAUUCCAUCAUAUAAAGAUGUUCUUGAAAAUAAUCAACCAAAAUCAACCGCACCUUCUCUCUUCACUCCUUCACAAACCUUCUCUCAAGCCUUCUCUUCUAUCAAGAAAUCAGAAUUCUACUCUCCUCCUCCUUCAAAUUCUCACUCUCUCUCCUCCUCAAAUGCUUCUUCUUCUUCCAGGCAAAUUGAGGGUUCGACAACUCCUAUUCAGAAGAGUAAUGCGAUCCUUGUGAGUCACAGGCAGAAAGGCAAUCCUCUGCUCAAGCACAUCAGAAAUGUAAGAUGGAAUUUUGCAGAAGUUGUUCCUGACUACGUUUUGGGGCAGAAUUCUUGUGCACUUUAUCUAAGUCUCCGUUAUCACCUGCUUCAUCCAGACUAUCUAUAUUAUCGCAUAAGGGAACUGCAGAAGAACUUCAGACUUCGUGUGGUAUUAUGCCAUGUUGAUGUGGAUGAUGUAGUCAAGCCUUUACUUGAAGUCACAAAGACCUGUCUGCUUCAUGAUUGCACUCUGCUGUGCGGUUGGAGCGUGGAGGAGUGUGGUCGAUACCUUGAAACAGUUAAAGUCUAUGAGAAUAAACCAGCAGAUAUUAUUCAAGGACAUAUGGACUCGGAUUAUUUAUCAAGGCUCAAUCAUGCCCUGACUGGAGUUCGACAUGUUAACAAAACGGAUGUGGUCACGCUUGGUUCUACAUUUGGGUCUCUUUCUCAUAUCAUGGAUGCUUCUAUGGAAGAUCUAGCUCGUUGUCCUGGCAUCGGGGAGCGGAAGGUAAAACGUUUGUAUGACACCUUUCAUGAACCCUUUAAACGUGUGGUGCCAAGCCGCCCUGUAGCUCCUGAAGCUCCUUUGCAGAAUGAUCCAUGUCAUGGAUCUUUAGAGAGUGAAGUGCCAGCUGCUGAGAAGGAAACAGAAGACACUAGCAAGCGUCAGAAAAAAGACCCAGAAGUGAUCUUAAAAUCAGCAUUGUCUGUAGCUUUUGCAAAAUAUUCAGACAAACUUGGUAAGAAAAAGUCUCAAUCAGAGAAGGAAAUUGGUGAAAGCUCUGACAUACGAAAAGAAUUGGAAGCUGAUUCACAAAUUUAAAUUUUGAAUCUUUUUGCACCGGAAGUUUUCCUCAGUGAGCCUUGGCAUGAAUUGCCGAAGUUCCACAAGAAGUUUUUACCAUGACAAAAUUUUACUUCCGAGUGCUUAAUCAUUUGGUGCUUCGGGUUUUUCAGCAGGUUUUUCGUUUCUGGACUGAUCUAAUAGUAUUUACUCAUAUUGACUCAUGUACCAAAUCUGAGUUUGUGUUUUAGCUUAGAUUAUGUUAGUUGAUAUAAACAUGAGUUAGGGAAGUAGUGCAUCUGUUCAAUUGUAGAUGUAGACUUAGAUAGUUACAGGAGGAUAUUUUCUUCUGGAAUGAUCAUUUUCACAGGGGACAGAAGCUGCAGGUUGCAUUUAGAGCACAUGACAUGAAAUGGUCCCAACAGUGACUUAGUGAGUUCUUCUUUUACAUUGUUUUUUAUGGCUUGGUUUUCUAACUUUCAACUGGUCUCCAUUCAGACCAUCUAAUUCAUGUACACCAUUUAUUUUACUUGUUUUUCUUUUCCCUGUAACUCUUACUGUAUUUUUGUUUAAUAAUAAUAAUGGUAUUGAUAGUAUCAUACUGUCUAAUAUAAGAAUUGCGA
Molecule: messenger RNA, 1815 nt
Organism: Beta vulgaris subsp. vulgaris (sugar beet)
Lineage: Eukaryota; Viridiplantae; Streptophyta; Magnoliopsida; Caryophyllales; Amaranthaceae
Product: DNA excision repair protein ERCC-1
Exons: 9
Coding region: 92-1231 (379 amino acids)
Biological process (GO): nucleotide-excision repair; UV-damage excision repair; meiotic mismatch repair
Cellular component (GO): ERCC4-ERCC1 complex; nucleotide-excision repair factor 1 complex; nucleus
Molecular function (GO): damaged DNA binding; single-stranded DNA binding
Source: RefSeq, a predicted model, not a curated record